AUGACUGACCCUAAGCGUGGGAACCAUGAAGAUUUCAACCAGAAACUCUGGUAUCGAAAGUUCAUUCGUGGAAUAAAACCACAGACAAAAGAGCCGUAUCCUGAUGAAGACACGCCCGCCACGCCUGAACAACUCAAUGCCGACUUCAUCGAUUAUUGGGGCAAACGCCUAAAGACCGAUGAGGCGUUCAGGAAGCACAACACGUACAAUGAGCUAAUGACCCAGUUUUGGAAUGAUCCAGACAUAAUCCUACAGACUUACGCCGUUGCAGACGGUCAAACAGUCCCAAGGAACAAACAGAAGUCAUGGUUUAGAUCCGAGCUUCGUUUCAUCUCCGUCAUAUUUCCCACUGAUGCAAACCAUAAGAAAGAUGGCAAGGCACCAAUCGGAUCUGUUUCGUGGGCGCCCUGGUUUGUGCUUAUAGCAGCCUCCUCUUUCAUCGACUCCAAAAAGGAUAUCCUCCACAUCAUGAGUUGGUCGCGUGAUGAUGGCCAAUUCAGGUACUAUGCUCGCGAUCUUAUCAUGAAUGAUGAAGCCAGAACUCAGCACGGCUGGGUAUAUCUCUGCUCUUCGAUGGAUGCUUUCGAUGCUCCAGGCAAGGCAUAUCUGGGUCCUCUAAAUGGUCAUGUCAAUGGAGGAAUCGUCAUGAAAGAGAUCCACAAGCCUUGGAUGCACUGGCUCGUUGGAGGUAGAGGAGUGACAGAUCUUCUUGGUGAAGAGCUCAUUCCAAAGCUUGAGAAGGCGAGCUGGCUCACUCAUCCUGGAUUCCCCCCUCUCUACGGUGCAAGUGUGCAAUCUGGUGAGACUUUCGAAAGAAUAGUGCUGGACUCUGUCAGAGUCUGGUUUACUAGCCGGCGGAACAAGGAUUUCUCGACGAAGAAAGGGGAGACUAAAACAUGCCCCGAUAACAUACAGCGUUGGGCAGCACAUUUUUUCCUGACGACCAACAUCAACAUCGCUGCUACAUCCAACAAUGCCAACAUUGUACCAUCAGAUCACUUCUUCAGCUAUGAAAUGCUUAGAGGAUACAGCGAUCUCCUGCCAAAUCGAAGUCUUGAUGACGACAAAUGGCUAGCUGCCCAUAUACUCAAGGAGACUCCAGCUGCAUUGACGGCCUGGAACGAAGAACAGUUCAAAAAGGACAAAAAUAAGUACCUGACUCAAGAGCAAUGGUUUAGAAGGUACUCCAUUUCAUCUUUCAAGUAUGACGGGCCGUCUUAUCUCUGGGCUUCGCGGGAACUCAAGCUCUGCACCUUACAGGAGGUGGCCAAUGUGAAAGACGCACAACUUGUUGUUCCAGCGAACAGCCUUUCCGGUGGGAUCUUCAUGGGAACUCUCGAAAAUGGCAAAGAGGAUAUUAAUGGAGGAGCCCCAGUCAACUUCGCCGUUCAGCAAUGGGGCGAAGGGGAUAAUCCUUGGGUUAUCCUUCAAAGCUCUGUGGAUGAUGCGCAUGGCGUAUGGACUGCUCAGAAGAUAUUCUUGGGAAAUGACAAAGACUCGGCACGAUGUCAACUCUCUUCCGAGAAAACCUUCAACGCCUUGCAGAUGGUUGACUUUUGGAAUCCGAUUUAUUCCUGGAGACGUCUCAAGUUGAUGCAGUACAUCCCCGUCGAGGCCGAACUCUUGGAUACGCCGACAACCGACCCAAUUACCGGUGAAUCUGUGUACAGUUACAGCCUCGAGAAAAACUUCAUCGAUGCUGUCCGGAAGAGGAUGGCCGACAAAGGGGACCUGGACAAACUUCAAGACGAAUGGCCAGGGGCUGAGUUCCUGUGCAACUUGGACAAACCCCUCAUUGAGCAUCAAAUUCGGAUUUCCAACUACACCAACAAAGUGGCGGAGAACUUGAACGAGGCGACCUGGAUUCUGGAGUAUUUGAAGCUUGCCGAGUCUCGACGACGCAUGUUUCGUCCGAUGCCAAUGAACUUUUUCGGCAGCAACAUUCCAUACUGCCUGGCCAUGCCGUUCAACGAUCCAUGGCUGGAGAUGACUGAACAGGCUUCCGUACGACAAAUUCCUGAACGGGGUGUUGACGUCUUGAAGGCCUGGCUGGGAUCGCUGGCUGGUAGCGAUCCAAAGGUUAUCCCCAAUCAGAGUCUUGGGGAUCUCAACAAACUCAUUAGUGACCGUGCCGAAAGUGGCGCAGAUAUCCGAACCGUGGGUUAA
Messenger RNA from Colletotrichum tamarilloi, 2166 nucleotides. RefSeq lists its product as uncharacterized. The record is from RefSeq and is a predicted model, not a curated record. Lineage: Eukaryota; Fungi; Ascomycota; Sordariomycetes; Glomerellales; Glomerellaceae. The transcript has 7 exons. Bases 1 to 2166 code for a protein of 721 amino acids.